AACAAGGAUCAGGCCACAGCGUCUUGACAAACCGGCACCAUGAAGCCGGAGCAGCAUGUCUCCGUUUGUGUCCUGCUGAUACUUUCUGUGACAUGGAGCGCAAAUGGAGGGAACAUUUUGGUGUGGUUCACUGAAGGCAGCCACUGGAUUAACAUGAAGCCUGUGCUGGAGACGUUGGUCGACAGGGGACACCAGGUGAAGGUGCUGGUGCCGAGCACGUCCAUGUUCAUGAACUCUAGUGAACCUUCUCGCUUUGGCUAUGAACCCUUUAACGUCUCCGUCUCAAUAGAGACCAUGGAAGAGUUUUUUGAAGAAUAUCUUCGCUUCUCAAUGUAUGAGAUGGAUCAUAUGAGCUACGUUCAGCUUUACAUCAAAUACAUGGAUCUAAUGAGAAUCGACCUGCAGUAUACUUUGAAGUUCGCGGACGGUGUGCUGAAAUCAGAAACCAUUAUGAAAAAGUUGAAGGACGGAAAAUAUGACCUUCUCUUGGUUGACCCCAUUUACCCCGGUGGUGACUUAUUAGCAGAGCUUUUGGGCAUCCCCCUGGUGUACUCUCUCCGCUUUUCCAUAGCCCACAACUGGGAGAGAUAUUGUGGUCAGCUCCCUGCUCCUCCCUCCUUUGUCCCUGGAGCUAUGAGCAAACUGACCGACAAGAUGGACUUCUCAGAGAGAGUGUGGAACUUCCUCUUCUACGCUUUGCAAGACAUUGUGAUAGGUAACGUUUUUUGGAAAGAACUCGAUAAAUACUACUCCGAAGUCAAAGGAACACCCACCAGUGCCUGUGAGACAAUGGGUAGAGCAGAUAUCUGGUUGAUGCGAACCUACUGGGAUUUUGAUUUCCCUCGUCCUUUCCUUCCCAACUUCAAAUUUGUUGGUGGAAUCCACUGCAGACCGGCUAAACCUUUACCAGAGGAUAUGGAGGAGUUUGUGCAGAGUUCUGGUGAUGCUGGCAUUGUGGUCUUCACUUUGGGAUCAUUCAUCAAGAACAUUACUACAGAGAAGGGAAACAUGAUCGCCUCAGCCCUCGCUCAGAUCCCACAAAAGGUGCUGUGGAGAUACAGUGGAGAAAAACCAGCAACUCUGGGUGCCAACACCAGAAUAUACAACUGGAUCCCUCAGAAUGACCUGCUGGGUCACCCCAAGACCAGAGCUUUCAUCACCCAUGGUGGCACAAAUGGGAUUUAUGAGGCCAUCUACCACGGUGUUCCCAUGGUGGGCCUCCCUCAGUUCGCUGACCAGCCAGACAACAUGGUCCAUAUGAAAGCUAAAGGAGCUGCCAUAAUCGCGGACUUAAACUUCAUGAAGACUGAGGAACUUAGAGAUGCAUUCAAUACUGUAAUCAAUGAUAAAUCGUACAAGGAGAAUGCCAUUAGGCUGUCCAGUAUCUUCCACGACAGACCAAUUAAUCCUCGGGAUGAGGCGGUGUUCUGGAUCGAGUUCACCAUGAGAAACAAAGGAGCAAAGCACCUGAGGGUCCAGGCCCAUGAACUCACCUGGUACCAGUAUCACAGCCUGGAUGUCUUGGCUUUCCUCCUCGCCAUUGCUCUGUUCGUCAUACUCCUCUUCAUCAAAACCUGCAGUUACUGCUUCCGUAGGUGCUGUGGCAGAAAGGGAAAGACAAAGAGGAAGGCGGAGUAAACGACUGAUUUGAAAUGUAGCUGGUAAAAAAGGAAAUGGUCAUGGCAUAAACAUGGGUUCACUAGUAUCUUUUUAUGUUCCACAAUGGAUUUAUUUGUGGCUUAAGAAGAAUAAUUAAGACAUCAGAAAUUAAAGCAAUACAUUGAAAAGAGUAAAACAAUUCAAAUCAGUUUUAAGCAUAGUAAUGAAACUCCUAUGUGCCAUGUGUUGAUCUAUACCACACGUGUCAAACUCAAGACCCGGGGACCAAAUCCGGCCCGUGGUGGAUUUAAUUUCGGCCCGCAGGAUAAUUUCUAAUUACUAUUAGAUCUGGCCCGCCGGUAUAUUGCACGCACACCUUCACUCAAUCCUGAGGGUUUCCUCAGCUCGACCCCCAAACGUUGAUGAACCUGCACCCAAGAUGAGAUGCCAAGUAUCUGGCUUGAACUAGAGCAACAAACUGAGUUUCAAUGGAUGUUUCCUUCUGCACUUUUUCUCUCACGACAACAGGGCAUGUCUGGUUUUUUCUUUGAGGGAAAUAGUUUUGUUGAAGCUGUUGUUGGCCUGUGGAAAAAUGUAAUCAUAAGAAAUG
This is a messenger RNA of Gymnodraco acuticeps, 2209 nucleotides long. Its product is annotated as UDP-glucuronosyltransferase 2A2-like. Bases 40 to 1638 code for a protein of 532 amino acids. The transcript is spliced from 6 exons. Gene Ontology annotation, molecular function: UDP-glycosyltransferase activity. Lineage: Eukaryota; Metazoa; Chordata; Actinopteri; Perciformes; Bathydraconidae. The record is from RefSeq and is a predicted model, not a curated record.